AUGGCUUCCCCGCUGCUGCACUGCCAUCUAGUGAGACGCGGCGCCUGGCCCUGGCAGGCCGGCCUGGUGACGCGCAGCGGCCGACGGCACACGCUCUACUGUGGCGGCACGCUCAUCAGCAGCCGGCUGGUGGUCACAGCCGCGCACUGCACCAACAUGUUCUUGCAGGGCAUGCGGCGGCCGCGUGAAAUGCGUCCCGACGAGAUCCGCCUUCUGCUCGGCGCCCACAACGUGUCGGACGCGACCGGCGACGGCUUCUGGGUGGCCAACGUCACGGCCAUCUACCGCCACCCGCGCUUCAACUUCGCAACCAUCGAUAACGACAUUGCGCUGCUCAAGCUGCAGGCCGAUGUGCCGUUCGGGCCGCGGGUCAGCCCGGCUUGCCUGCCUGACAAAGAGACGGCGUUCUGGGGCCGCUGGGGCACGGUCACCGGCUGGGGCACGACCUCGUACCAGGGCAAGGCCAGCCCGCUGCUGCGCGAGGUCCGGCUGCCGCUCAUCUCCAGCGACGCCUGCAGGCGUACCUCCUACGGCUCCAUCAUCACCCGCAACAUGAUCUGCGCCGGCCUGGCCGCCGGAGGGCGUGACUCGUGUCAGGGUGACUCGGGCGGCCCUCUGGUGGUGCGGCAAGAGCACAGGUGGCGCCUCGUCGGUGUCGUCAGCUUUGGCUUCAAGUGCGCGGCCGCUCAAUAUCCGGGCGUCUACACCCGGGUACAAAAUUACGUCGACUGGAUCAACUGGUACAUCGACAAUGAAUAGCAAAUCUGACCUCAAGUCUUGAAAUGGUGAGCAACAGUGCUGCAAGACCACAGCAUGGCCUCCAUUGACCAUGAUGGAAUGUCCACCGCAAAAGGCCAUUCAAACCACAGGCGAUGGGAAAGUUAUGGAAUUAGUUACGUGUUUUCAUAUGAGAUUCAAAAGUGUGCCAUACAUUUCCGUACUGUUUUACGCGAUAGCCACUUUAGCUGAUACAUGAUAAAUAAAGGUGACGUUGUGGUCGCUGUUGGCCAAGCUUCUCUUUAAUGGUUUGCAAGACCGCGGUGUAACAAAAGUGUACAACGCGAAUGGCAUGAGCUGGGUUUAAACACCGUGACUAAUUAAAGAGCACGACUGUAAA
Messenger RNA from Pollicipes pollicipes, 1117 nucleotides. RefSeq names its product proclotting enzyme. Gene Ontology annotation, molecular function: serine-type endopeptidase activity. Gene Ontology annotation, biological process: proteolysis. The coding region runs from base 1 to 759 and encodes 252 amino acids. The transcript is spliced from 5 exons. NCBI's taxonomy places the organism in Eukaryota, Metazoa, Arthropoda, Thecostraca, Pollicipedomorpha, Pollicipedidae. The record is from RefSeq and is a predicted model, not a curated record.